Molecule: messenger RNA, 2686 nt
Organism: Argiope bruennichi
Lineage: Eukaryota; Metazoa; Arthropoda; Arachnida; Araneae; Araneidae
Gene: cindr
Product: CD2-associated protein-like
Exons: 13
Coding region: 165-2240 (691 amino acids)
Molecular function (GO): protein binding
Source: RefSeq, a predicted model, not a curated record
GUGAAGUUUAGGGUUGGUUUCGAUAUUAUGUGAUCUGUGAAAUGAGUUGUGUUAGUUGAGAAUUUGUUAAUAAAUUAGUAUUAAUAUUUGUUUAUAUGCACAUUUUCUAUCCCUCUGCACUUUUUGAAGACAUGGGUGUUCUCGUUAAUGAAGUAUAAGUAUCAAUGGCAAAUACGGAAAACAAAGACUCUAAAAAAGACUUCAAGAAACGUAUGGUGAAAGCCCUUUUUAGUUAUACACCUGUAAAUAGUGAUGAGUUGACAUUAAAAAUCAAUGAUAUUUUAGAAGUUAUUGAAGAAACUGAAGAAGGGUGGUGGAAAGGCAUUCUUGAUGGUAAUGUUGGAAUGUUUCCAUCUAAUUUUGUAGUCGAAUUGGAUGGCUAUGCAGAAGAAAAUAAUAAAUUUAUGAGUGAACACAGUCCUUCAAAAAAUGUAGCAAAGACUAAGAAUGUUAGUCAGCAGCAAGAGCCUUCAAAUAAAACUGGUAAUAACCUUUUAAUUCAAAAUAAGCAAGAAUCUAAAAGUGGAGCUAAUACUUCAAUUUCAGAUGGAAUUGAUGGAUCAAAUACCUCAAAAUCUUCUGUUGAUCCAUUGCCUGAAAAAAAAUUGAUUACAACAACUAAAAAACCUCCUAUUGAUUCUUCUGCUCCCAGACUGCCUCCUAAACCUGUUCGUGAACAAGCUCGUGUUAUUUUCCCCUAUGAAGCGCAAAAUGAGGAUGAAUUAAAUUUGAAGGAAGGUGAUAUUAUUACUGUACUUUCAAAGGAAAUUGAAGAUAAGGGUUGGUGGAGAGGUGAAUUAAAUAGCAAAAUUGGAGUUUUUCCUGAUAAUUUUGUUAAACUUAUAAAAGCUGAAGAACAGAAAAAACCUGAAAGACCUGAUAAACCUCCUGCUGUCAGUGCUUCAAAAAAUAAUUUAAAAUCUGUUACUCCUGAUAAAAGUGCUUCGGAAUCUUCUCCAAAAUUAGAUAAGAAAAUUUUGAAAACACCUCCUGCCAAGCCACCACCUCCUGAAGUUCAUAAAAAAGAAUCUGAAAGGCCUCUUCCUCCAUGUCCAUUGAAGAAACCUCAGCCACCCAUUCAACCUGUCAAGAAACCCACCCGAUCUUCACUGGGACCAAAACUUCCUGCUUCUCCAGCAGUUACUUCUGUGAAGCCUUCUGCUGAGAACAGCCCAUCCAUUUCUUCAUCAUUUCUGUCAUCUUUAGAGAAAACAGAAGAAAUCACUAAAUUAGAAGGCCCUGUGGAAAAAGAAAAGCUUAGGACAGAAGAAACAGAAUUUGAUUUAAUUGAGAGCAGUGGCAAGAAACUUGUUCACCUGACUGCUAAUCGUGCUAAAGCCCCAAACAGAAGACCACCUUCUUUCAUCUUUCUGAAAGAAAAUGAAAGAGAUAGCAAGACUUCCUUAACCGAUUGCAGAAGACUAAGUGAACCUUUACUUGCUGAAUUCAGUGCUAUAUUACCACUUAAUGAAUCACAAAAGAAGAGUGCAGUAUCUGCUUCAAAUGUAGAAAUUAAACCUAAAAUCCCACCUUCAAGACCAUCGCCUCCUAUUGCUAAAAGUAACAGCUUGAGCAAGCAAGAUGCUUCUGUGUCGAAAGAUAACAAAAGAGAUUGUUGGAAUGAAGAUAGUGUGAGAGCUCAAGACACUAAUAAAAGGGAGUUAGUUUCAGAGAAAGUACCUAUCUCUACCAAAGAAAUUCUUCAACCAAAAGUUUCAGAACUAACUUCACAAAUCGAUUCAAAGUCACCAUUUUUUAAAAUUCCAUCAAACAUAGGCUCAUCUACUUCGGAUUUGCCAUCGCAAAUAAUUCCAAAAGUACCAGCUGUCAAAAUUCCAUCAAAUAUCUCCACAAAAGCAUCAUCGAACACAGUUUCAGUCAUAUCUCCAAAUGCACCUAAUGAAGCAAUUCCAUCUAAACCUUCACAUCAUAUAGUAACUAAGCCACCUGCUACUGUACCUGCAGAGAUAGCUUCCAACUUUAGUGGAACAACUUCAUUGGAAACUCAGGUUCAUGAUAUCAAGGAUGACUUGAAAGUGGUGAUUAACAAUAUGGUUACCAAGAAUGAAUACAAUGCUCUGUUAAAACAGGUGGAUGAAUUGAAAGCUAUAUUAGAAACGUACAAUAAAAAUUGUAAUAAAGCUAUUUGUGAUUUAAAAGAGGAAUUGAGUGAAGAAAGGAGAUUGCGAAGUAUGAUUGAGCUGGAGCUUCAAAAGUUGAAAGAAUGCCAAAAGACCUAACAUUUUUUUAAACGCUUACCAUGCCAAUUAAGUCCCUUUUUAUAGUGAUAAAAUAUUUUAGUAUUAUUUUUGCAUAAAAUGGAAUUCUAUUUCGACAUCCUGUGAAUAGUGAUUAUUCCCAGUGAUUGUUUAUAAUGUUUCAAUUUAAUGUCACUUAUAUAUAAUAUAUAUAUAUGAGUAGCUUGGUGCUGGAUGUGUUUUAUAUUUAAUUACUUAAACUUUAUUUAGAAAAGAAUAUAAAAUAACAACAUUUUUUUUUCCCUAAUAAAUUUAUUAUUUUUUUUAAUAAUAAAGCACGAAUUUUUGUUUAGCUUUUUGUAUUAUUAUUCAUCAUAGCUUAUUUUUUAAUACAAUGACAAUGAUUUAUUGUCAUUGUAUUAAAAAAUUUCUCCUCCACAUAAAAUUAUUUUUUCACCACAUUUUGUUUAUAAUAUGCCUCAUAUGAA